Molecule: messenger RNA, 8382 nt
Organism: Manis pentadactyla (Chinese pangolin)
Lineage: Eukaryota; Metazoa; Chordata; Mammalia; Pholidota; Manidae
Gene: CATSPERB
Product: cation channel sperm associated auxiliary subunit beta
Exons: 26
Cellular component (GO): CatSper complex; cilium
Source: RefSeq, a predicted model, not a curated record
GAAAAUGAAAAAAAAAUAAAGGUAACCUGAAAGAAAGAAAAACCCCAAAUAAACAAAUAAACAAUAAAUAAAGACUAUGUCCAGAUAACUUACAAGAGAAAAAAUGGCCACCAAGCAUAUUUUAAGUGUUUGGUUGUGAUAGUACUAAAAUAUGUAAAACAGUGUGAUAGUUUUUUGUUAAUCAAAUUAUUAUAGAGUUUAUCUAAUUCUCCAUGAUGCAUUUUCUGGAAAGCGAUUUACCAACAUGUACCAAGAGCCUUAAACAUAUUCAUAUCCUAAGAAACUAUUUUAAAAUGCAGGACAAGAUUUUUGUUCAGGAUUAUUCAUUACCACAUUAUUCAUAACAGGAAAACACAGGAAAGAGCUGAGUGUCUUAUGCUUAAAUAAAUAGUGUGUAGUUAUUUUACAUAUGUAAUUGUGAAAAAUUUUAAAGAAUACUUGAAUUAUCUGAGAAAAUGGUUAGACUACAAAAACUUAAAGCUAUAUACAGAAGGAUCCUACAUGAAAUGUAUAAAGGUGUAGGCAACAGACUGAAUAAAUAUGUUAAAAUGUUAACAGUGUUUAUAUCUGAUCAUUGGUUUAUGGGUAAUUCGUUUCUCUGUUUAUUUCUUAUAUACUUGAAUUUUUUCAAGUUUUGCAUAAUGAGAAAUUUUAAAGUCAGAAAAAAAUUACAAGAAAAGUCAAAGUUGUCCUUUUUCCAGCCACCCCCUUCUCUUGUCCAAGCCUCCUAACUAGAUGCCCAGGGCCUGCCUUGUUUUUCAAGGGGAGGAACGUCUUUCAUUCCACUGCUGCAGAUGAAUGGCCUGUAUGGGAGUGCUCUUGGUACUCGCUCCCAUUAAAGUGUAAUUCAUCAGUAACCAUGAGGGAGGCAGAUGCCUACUCUUACAGGAGAAGAAAGCACAACUAAGCUGUAGAAGCAGCAUCAAUGGGGACAAAUGAGGAAGGGAAGACGCAAAGGUGUUACUGGGGGAAAAGAAGGUGAAUGUCACCUACUUCAUAAUUUUCUUUAGGGCCAUCAGUGUGUACCUUCCGCGUUGCUCAGACGUUUUUAUUUUGUUCAGUGUGGGAAAAAAGCUUAUCAGAGUGUUGCUACAGAGACUGAAAACUGCAGCUUGCUUGCAUACAAAAAAUUGCCAGCUCCUCUUGUGGGAAAUCAGCAACAAAGAGAGGGAGGCCCAGGUUUCUGGAAAUUGAGUUUAUUAGGAAGAAUAUUUUGUUGACUUCUGCACAUCAUUUCAGAUUGAGGAGACCUUUCUUCAUUAAGUCAAGAUCACCAGAAAAGGUAAGAGAGAAAUAUUUCUUACACAGGCUCCUGCAGGAAUAGAUUAAACCUAGAUACCAGCUAUUUUUCAUGACAUGAAUGUGAAACAGGUUCCACAUAGCCAUGAGUAGAGAGACUUCUGAAGGAAAACGUGAGCGUAAAACAGGUUUUAGUAUCAUCAUUUAAAAAAUAUGUGUCUAUGACUAUUCACGAGUGGUUGGGUGCUUAGAAAGCCUGAAAGGCUCAGUCUGGGCUCACUAGUCAAAGACAGCCUGAGGGAGUAAAAAGAACCAGACAAAGGAUGUUCACACAACAAUGAAUCUGGAGAAAAGAUGGCACAUCAUUUGAUCUUACUGAUUCCCAGGCACACAUAGUUCAUUUUCUUUGUGCUUUGUGUAAUUACUUAUCUGUGUACCUUGUCAAUAAGGUGGUCUCUGUUUUUUUAGAAGUUCCAUUUUCCUUCAAGACACAGAUAUGAAGCUCUCUUUGACAGAUUGUCCUCUCUUAAACUUCAGGUCUGUAGUUGGCAUUUCCUUUUAGCAUUUAUGUUUUCCCCCAAGCAUUCAAUAAUCCCAGGAUGAUUGAAGUAUUUUAUAGGAAGUCACAUAUGGGUUUCUGAACCUUUUUAGAUGGGUGUAGUAAAGAUGAUAGGUUUGGAGAAACUCUACCUCUCAUAGAUUUUUAAAGAAAAUGACCUUUGGUACCCCCAAAGAGGCAGUUAAGCAGAAAUUCCAACUGCCGGCCCUUUAGAUUUUCUAAGCAUGCUUCUGGACUUCCUAGCAGGUGAUUGGCUGCUGCCAAAGUUAACUGGCCUACUGAACCAGUAAACUGAAAACUCAACUCCUCAUUUUCAAUCUUCUUUCUCAGUCUACGUGGAAGAAAGCUUAGGAAAACACAAAAAAGAAAAUUGCAACUUGUUGGACAUCCUGUUAGGAGGGAAUUGCAGUAAGAAAUAUUAAAAUAAGCGCCUUAUUAUAGUAUGAAUUUACAAUAUCAUCACUAUUUCAUAGUGGAGUAACUCAAAUGAGCCAGAAGCUGGAAGAGGCAGGUUCCUUCUCUGGGGCAAUUCCCAAUUUGGUGUUAGAGAAGAGGAAAUGCCCAGAUAUGUGACUUACAUUAUGUAAAACUCUUAAGUGGGAAUGAAAACUGGGGGUACUUUGCUAACAGGAGGAGUAGGGAGUGGGAGAAGAAGUGGCUUUAAUACGUAGGAUAUGGGUCAGAACUAGUUUUAUCAAGUGGUUAUUCUGGGCAAACUAGCUGUUAGAGGUUUUAAGUAUAUUCAUGUAAUUCUCACAACCACCCUGUGAAGUGGCUAUUAUCCCUAUUUUACUGAAUAGAAGAAGUACCUUUCCAAAGAUCAAACAUUUUAGUGGACAGAAUGGAUCUUAGGCCAAAGUCUAUGCUUUUUCUCCAACAUGAGAUAAUUGUUGAAAGAAGGUAGUACCAAACUGAGAACAGUUGUAAUAUUGAAGAAUGAGUAGCAGACUAACAAAUGCCUGGUGCAGAAUUAGGAAGUGUACAUUGGCAGUUUGGGUGAGAGGUGAAAUCUAAUCAUGUCCUUGAUAGAGUCAUGUUUUUAAAUUUUCCUUCUGGGGCAUCUUUGUAUGCUUACUCAUCUACUGAAUUAGGAGACUUUGGUUCUAAGAUCAUCUCUGUCACGAGCUACUAAUGGACUUUGGACAUGUUACUUAAUGUCCCUUAUAUCAGUUCUAAAGUACAUACCAUCUCUAAAUUAAAAAAAAAAAAAGAACAAAUAUAGGCUGAAUUACUAGAAUUAGGGGAUGGGCAGCUAAUAGCAAAGCCGUAGAGAGCCCAGAGACGGCUCCUUAACUGUCUCUCCCUUGAAUUAUGCUCUCUCAGGUUUCUUUUCCUUAAAGAAAACAUUGAAAGCCUUUUAAAGUAGGUUUUUAGUUUUUUGGUCAAACAUGGAUACAACCAAAUAGAUACAACUACUCAAAUGAAAUUAGAGAUCUUUUUAUAUUUAUUUGAGAGAACUGAGUUGGAACAACUUUGAGGAUAACUUAAUAAUAGCUCAUCCAAACUGGAGCCCUGGAGCAUACCACAUUUCAGUUUUCCAGGGAGGAGCAAAACUGAGGAGUUCUGGUAAUGGUGGUAGGUCAUUUAGUGUGAAUGUUAAGCCAAAUAAUACAAGAUGUUCCUGGUAAGGGCACUAUUUUCAAAGUUUCACGGUGAUAAGUUAUCCAUUUAAUGUUAGGUUCAUUCUUACAGAGAAAGUAUAAUUCAGCAUAGCACCAUGCUGAUACAGUUUUGAUGUACUCUUUGUUUCAUCUUAGCCUUGUGAAAACAAGUUAUUUUCUCAGAUAACCAAAAAAAAAAUGCACUCAAAGAAAAAAAAGCAGUUGUCCCUUAAUCCACAUGAUAAAUAUGAUGACUUUAAAAAUCCAACAAAUGUUUUAGCUUUUAUUGUCAAUUAAAUGUAUUGAACCAAGCAAAUCAAUUUUGAGGGAGGAAAAAAACAUUAGUUAAAUUGAAUUUACUCAGCAGUUGUCAGAAAUGACACAGGGUCUGGAUUUUGCUCUACCUGCAGCUGGUAAGUCAGUCAGUUACUGUUUCUUGGAUGCAGGCAAAAGACACAAGACUGCUAGGUCAGAGACAAAGGACUUUAUCAUUCACAGCAAAAAUGGUAGCCAGAGAGUCAGCAAGAUGCUCUUUCUCAUUCCCCUGUCCUCCUACCUGCAAAUCCCAUGGAGAAGAUAUCCAUCAUGCAAGCUGCAUUAGUUUAUUAGGGCUACUGUGACAAAAUGUUACAGGCUGGGUGGCUUAAAGAACAGAAAUUUAUUGACUCAGUUUUGGAAGCUUGAAGUCUAAGAUCAAGGUGUUGGCUGGGUUGGAUCCCUCUGUGAGCUGAGAGGGGAGGAUCUGUUAUUGGUCUCUUUUCCUGGCUUGUAGGUAGAUGGCCAUCUUCUCCCUGCAUCUUCACAUCAUCUCCUCUGUGUGUGUGCCUGUGUCUAAAUUUCCUCUUCUUACAAGGAUACCAGUCAUUUUGGAUCAGGGUCCACCCUAAUGAUCUUAUUUUAACUUAAUCACUUCUGUAAAGACCUUGUCUCCAAAUAAUAUGAUCACGUUCUGAGGUAUAUGCGGGUUAGGACUUCAUCGUGAAUUUCGGUGGAACACUAUUCAGCUUCUACCAGAUGCGUGGUUACACAUCUAGUAGGGUGCAUUACAGUGGAGGAACACUGAGCUUGGGUGACGCAUCAUGGAAACAAGCCUGCUCUUGUUCAGAGGGGAUAUUACCUCAUCCUUCAAGGUUGCUUGCUGAAAACACAAUUCCGAGAAAAGACCUGGGUAAAGAGCGUCAGGGCCUUGCGUUCUUGGCACACAGCAAGAACAUGCAGGGAUGUAUGGGACCCAUGUGGACUGUCUGUCUCAAAGCAAUGCAGUUAAAAUCUCAGAUCAGGGAGCAACUGUGACAGCAUCACUCUUUACCAACUCGGGUUCUGUUGUACACAGCUGUAGAAUCCAUCACACCUCUCCAAUAGUCUUCUACACUGGAGGAAAGCCUCAGCCACAGCUCUUUAGUUUGCAAUAAUUAUAUUUAUAAAUAUCUUUAUAAUACCAGUCAGGAAGUAAGUGUGCAGCUUAGUCAACUAUUAUGUUGUCUACUUUUGUCAACAUAAUGGGAAAUAUAUUUAACUUAGAGGAAUAGAUGAUUUCUUUACUGUGUAGUUGUUUAUAGAAAAAAGUACUCAAAAACAUGUUCAGAGUAAUUGAAUGGAAAUAACUCUUAUUUCUUUCAAUAGAUGGACUUGCCACUUACAUAUGUUAUAAUUUUAUUUUGGAACAUAUUUGAUUUUUCACCAGGAAAAAUAUAUUAUAAAGGUGAUAAGGAGAAACACUUUGGUUGUGCUACCCAAGGAUUCCCCCAAAAUAAUGAAAUAAUAAAGUUGUAUCGUUCUUCAGAUGACUUGAAAAUCCAGUGUUUUUUACAUCAUGAAGGUGAGCUUACUUCAAAGGAAUUUCUAAGUGUGUUCACAUCAAGAGGCCUCGCUCCCAGUUUGAGAAUCAUAAACAGUACAUAUACUGGUGUCUUCCAGUUUAAUUUGACCUUGUUCAGAGAUCAGAUUUACUGGUUGAUUGAUAUUCCCAGAGAAAACAUUACAAAAAAUACAGAUAUUGCAGCUGUAGAAGAAUGGUUAGUAAGAAUCACUUUACAACAGGGAUUCGAUAUUUAUACUACUGAAGGAACACUAUUGGAUAGUAUUCGAGAACCUAUUCUUCAGUGGAAGCUUGGGACUGUGAUGACAAAAAACAGUGUCAGUAGAUUAUAUCCACAUGUGGUAGAUCUCAAAGUGACAAAAUGCCCCUGUGCCAGUGAUGUAGCAUUGCUUGGCUUCAAUGCAGCAUAUGAUGGUAUGUACAUAGGCCUCAGUUUUUCUGGAUUUUGGAAUUAUGAUGAUACUAUGUGGUAUAACCUGACAGAUACGAUCUAUUCCUUGGUUGGAGAAGGGCACUCAGGGCUCUCAGUGGUGGAUAUGGUUUUAACAAAUCAUUUUUUAGUUAUCCUCUCCUCUUUGGGUCUUUUUGUAAGUGGAGAUCUUCGGUAUCCGUCAUCUCCUGUCUUAACGUUUUCAAGGGCAGACUUUUGUGGUUUUGAAAGGGUUGACUAUAUCAAAGGAAAAUUGUGGUAUAAUGAAAGAUGUUUUGCUAACAGAGAACACUUUGAAGUUGAUUAUGUUGCUGUCACCUUUGAGAGAAACAAGACCCUAAGUGAGGCAAGCUCUUGUUUUUAUGGCAAAGAACCAUUUCUUGAAUGGCUACCUUGCUUACCUCAGAUUUCAAAAGGAAUAAAAGCUAUUCCUUCAAUUGUGAAAACAUUUCUUGUUGACCCAGAGCAUAGAACUGGAGUCUACCUCCUCUAUAACCAGACAAAUACCAUUGCCUCUGUGAGAAUCCUAGAAAAUAACAAACCAAGAUUAAAACAAAAAUUUCCGCUUUUCUCAUUUCCUUCAUCAUUCUCUUCUGUUGGAAUGAUAUUCCAUCCACGAAGCCAUUUUCUGUAUGCUUAUGGUAAUCAGGUUUGGCUUUCAGUUGAUGGCGGCAACACUUUUGAAUUAUUAGCUGACUUUCAUGAUGAUAUCAUAAAGAAUACUUACCACAGUUUUUAUUCUUCAGCUAUAACUUUUGUUUCCCAGAGUGGAAAGGCUUACUUGACAAAGGCAGGAUUAGGAAGAUACAGUAAAAUUGGAUCUAUUUCUGAUAAAAUUUUUACCUUAUACUAUGACCACAUGGGAUUUAUCCAUAAACUGACUCCAGAUCAUUUUGAAGCUGGUGGGUCACCUGAAAACUUUGGAAAUUCUAAAGGUAUUUUUGGAAAGGCUCCUGAUAUGGGCUUCGAGACUGCACUUGCUCCACAGUUUAUUACCCUUAAUGAAAUUAUCUUUUAUGCAUAUGUACCCAAGAGUGAGCCUGAGGAAAGUGUAUCCACCAAGAAAUUCAACAACAUGCACUUCGGACAAGUGAUACACUCCAGGAAAACUGGAACAGCUUACAUAAGAAAGAUAUUGCAACAUAACACUCCUGAAGGAUUUUUGUCCUCUGUUAUUGCAGAAAUUAUAAACCCUUUUGGAGUAGAAGAAGUGAAUGAGAGCUCUUGUUUGUAUAGUUCCCUUUCCAUUAAUCAUGCUGGGGAUUUCUCCUAUAGGCUUACUCUUCAAUUACAAACUCCAGGUAUUAUUUCUUUAUUUGAAGAUUCGGAUAUAGAGAAGACUGUGGUGAUUCCUGGUCACAGCAGCUUCCUCAUCACAAGCAUCAUAGACGGUGACAAUGCUUUGGCUGUUGCCACCAUGCCUGGGAGAGCACCUGACAAAAUGACCUUUCUGAAAGACUCCUGGUUCUUAUACGACUUUGGGCAAAGGAAUGGGCGAACAUGGAAUAUAUACGCAAGACCGUGUAAUUACCAUUUUCAGCAACAUGAUGACUCACUCUCCCUUAAUGUCCUGAAAUACAUUGAUCUGGGGAAAUCCCAUGCUUUUAAAGUAAAGGUCAUACAUAAUACAAAAGGUAUUCGAAUGCUUGAAAUUCCAUUACUGAAAGUAAUUGUUGGAAACCCGAAUUUGUUGGAAGUUAAAGCUGAAGGGUCUUUUGAUGAUACUGAUAGUUAUCGAGUGGAAAUUUCUGCAGCUAGCAAAGUUUUACGUCACGGUUCAACUUCGCUGGCAUUAAUUGUCUGGGGAGCAUCAACUGAGUGCUUUGUUACAACAAUCGUGCCAACAUUGAAAAGCAGCUGUAGUUAUCUCAAAUCUAUGCAUCACAUUCCUAGUAAAAUUAUCCCACUGGAAGACUGGAUUAGUGGCGUUCACAAAGACAGUCAGGGUUUUAAUCUGAUCAAAACAUUGCCGAUAAACUAUAGGCCUCCAUCCAAUAUGGGAAUUGCUAUUCCACUCACAGAAAAUUUUUAUCAUGCAGAUCCCAGCAAACCCAUACCAAGAAAUUUAUUUCACAAGUCAAAGAAAUCUGGUAAAUUCAAACAGUGUGCUAAUGUGUCUACUCGGAAAGAGUGUAAUUGCACAAAUGAUCAAAAGUUUUCACAUGCUGUUGCUUUCUCAGAUUGCAGAGAAAAGGUUCCUCGUUUUAAGUUUCCAGUUACACAAUAUCCAAUUUCUUUGGAAAUUCACAGUGAGGAUGGACAUAUCCCAGUGCAGUAUCCAUAUCUGGUUACCGUAACUGAAGUGAAUAGGAGGGAAAACUGGGAACUAAAACACAGUGUGCCAGAAAAUGUAAAAAAACUGAAAGAACACUUUGAAUUGACUCUUCAUGCUCCAGUGUAUAAUCCUUUAGGCCUCAACCUAAGUAUAAAGGGCUCUGAGCUUUUUCACUUCAGAGUGUCCGUUGUUCCAGGGGUCACUUUCUGUAACUUAGUUGAAGAAUUUCAGAUUUAUGUUGACGAAGUACCGUUGCCAUUUCCGGGACACACACUGAUCGCCGUUGCAGCAGCUGUAGUGCUAGGGGGACUAAUUUUUACAGCAUUUAUGUUUAAAAUACGUAACAUCCACCCACGGGAUAGGUACCAAAAACUUAUUAAAAGAAGCAACACUAAGUUAUCAAACGUCAGUUGCAAUCAGCCACCUUACAGAUGAAAAUCUGAAUUGCAAGCAAAUUAA